Molecule: messenger RNA, 5171 nt
Organism: Thamnophis sirtalis
Lineage: Eukaryota; Metazoa; Chordata; Lepidosauria; Squamata; Natricidae
Source: RefSeq, a predicted model, not a curated record
GUAUGUUUAGAAUGUGGAGAAGAUUAUUGUCCUAGUUGCUUUGCCAGAAUACACCAGAAGGGAGCACUGAAACUCCACAGAACAACUUAUUUGCAGGGAAAAACACGUAUCUCAGUUGGAAAAUUGGAAGCUGCACAGCAGUUCCUGAAAACUGUCCAUCCACCGGAGACUAAUGACUUCAUAAAUAAUGGACAGAGGAAAAAAGUGACCAAUGCAGUAGAAGAUAUAGUUGCUGUUCCUCCACCUUCACCAAGAACACCAACAGAUAAUACUGAGAAACAUUCUACAGUAUCUUCUACUGAGGACUGGGCUGAGAUUCAAAAUGGCGGAUUUUUUCUGCAUGGCACCUUUGAUGAAAAAGAAUCAGCCGAGUCUUUUCAAGAAGCUCUGAAUCAGUGGAGAAGUGGAAAUUGUUCCCAGAAAAGUAAAGAAGAACGUUCCUGCCAGGUUGGGUCAGAAAAUCCGGGAAUGUGUCAGGUGCAGACGAGCCCCCCAAUUAUGAAGAAGUCUACUGAAAUUGAAUUCAAAGAUGAUAACUUGAACUAUAUGGAAAGAUUAUUAAUUAAGAAGCAUAGAAGAACUCCAAUCGAUAAAUUGUCAUAUAACAUUAUAAUGGAUGAACUAAAAUUCAAGGAAUCAUUGUCAAAUGAAAUUCCUGAUACUUGGAACAGAGAAAAGGAAGAAGAGGAGGAGAAGGAGAAGGAGGGGGAGGAGGAGGAAGAGGAAGACAUAAUAAAUGCUCGUGAAAUAGCUACAGAAAUGAAAAAUUAUUGGGCAGAUGUUUUGGAACAAGAAGAGUCUGGGAUGGUUCUUACAAGCUCUGAGCCUUCUUUGAAAAUCAAGAUCCUUGAUGAUGCUUGUAAAGAAGAGGCAGAAGAAGAGUCCACUAAUUUUAUAGUAAUGGAAGCUGGGUCUGAUGAGCUGAUAUAUUAUGGUGGUACUAUGUCAAAAACUCAGAAGACUGAACCAGAUGUUUUCCUGCCUCCCUCCAUCAAUAUGACUACAAGGUCACCUCUUUCUUCUGUAGUUGACAGAGAAAAGGGCUUAACUUUUCUUUGUAACAGACAUGAAGAAACUCCAAAAACAAGAACAUCUUCACAGUUUGAAAGAGCUGAUGUUGCUGGUAGUUGUUCCUGUAGAGAAGAAAUGACUCCCAACUCCUUAUCUGAAAGAGCAAUAACAAAAGACGAGAGUGGUAAAAUCAAAAAGAAAAGCUUUUGCAUGUCAAAUGAGCAGACACCAAGUCCUCCUCAACUAGAUGCCAGCAAAUCUUUCCCAGCAAUGGAGUUAGUUAAAGAAAACAAUGUGUCUCAAGGCAUGCAUGAUUCUUCACCAGUCAUUCCAGAAUAUUCUUUGUUGUCACAGGUGGCCCUAAGAGAGAAACCUGUUUGUAACCCAUAUCAAGGACUUGAAGAAUUUUUUACAAUGGGUUCAAAUUGUCUGCAGCUUAAGAUGGAAUCCAUUCCUUCAUCAUACAAGGCCCGAGAUUCUCCAAAGAGCAUCAUUUCAUUUUCAGGACCUGAUCAGUGGACAAGGCACUUGAGUCUAGGGGAAUGUGCUGAUGAAUGUGUAGUACAAGAAAUAAUGAACAGUGAGCUUGGUAGACCAUUAAGUAGACUGGGAAGGCAAACUCCACGUACUCGACUUUCUCAGCCAAACUUAUCCAUUGGUAAUGCUUCCUCAAGACCUGUUUCUGCAAAUAUUCCCCUUUGCAAAAUUGUUAAACACCCUCCUCGCCCAUCUUCAGUCAUUGAGGCAGGAUCCAAACAUUUAAAUGCAAAACCUUUAUCUCAAGCUGCUUUUGAAAUUUCAGAAAUCUCAGGCAUUGAUGUCACUGAGAAUGAUGAUCCUUCUUUAGAGUAUUAUACCAGUCAACAAACUCUAACAGAUUUAGACCACGAAUUAAAGAGUAUUUCAGAUUCCUGGGAAAAUCUAAAUAGUUUAAACUGUGGAGACUUCAAUAGACAUUCAAAAAUCACAUAUCGGGAUUUGCAUAACAACCAUGAAUUAAAAGACUGUAGUCAAGGUGAUGCUGUAAGCCUCUAUGAUGAACAUUAUUCAGAUGAUGAGGAAGACAAGAUGGACAGACAGCAGGUGAUAGAAUUGCAAUGAAAAAAAGAAUCCAACCUCAUAUGAUCAUCUAUUUCAGCCUUCUAACCAAUCCAAAAUGCUUGUCCCAAGUAUGGUGGAUGAACUAAACCCAUAAGGAAGUAAAUAAAUAAAUUAAAGUCACAUUGAUACUAAAAGAUAAACGAAGAGCAAUAUAGUUGGGGUUUUCUUCCUGUCUUUUUCUGUAAGAGAAUUUAAUUUACAUUUGCCUUAUGUGUACCAGUGAAGCCAGGAGACAGCUUCAUUCAGAAAUGUUUAUAAAACAUUCUAGGUCUUCAAAACUCAAUUUAAGGGUGAGUGACCAAAUCCUCCAAACAGAACUGUUGACUAGUGUACAUCUUGACUAAUGAUUGUAGCUUACCUGGAUAUCCACAAAGGAAAGGACAUUAUGAAUACUUCUCUUAGGUUCAGGAUUUGCCAACGUUCUGCCUAUUCUGGAGACAUUGGCAGAAUCUUGGACAGUGAUGGUGAACCUCAGACACAUGAGUCAUAGGUGUCACAUCAAGACAUUUUGGGUAACAUGCCAGUGUCCACCAACACCCAGAAGCAAUUCUCUAAAUCACAGGCCAUUCUGAAAUGAUUUUUGGAGACUGCAAAGGCCAGGCAAAAAUGGGGUAUGCUCUCACAUGGCCUCUGGAGCAUUCAAAAAUUACAUCAGAAAGAAGCUUUCUGCUGCAGGAACGAAGGCCUUGUAUAACUUGAGGCUGUCUUGGAUAGUCUGGAGGGGCCUGUCAGCAGAAAGAGAAGAUUGUCUGAAGGUAAGUGGCAUGCGGUACUCCUGGGGAUCACAAAUGUGAUUGACCUGUUUCUUUAAAAAAUAAAUGAAUAUGUAAAGAAUUUCUUGUUGUAUGGAGAAAUGUGUGACAUGCUAGCAAAGUAAAGUUACGCAUUUUCAAAAUUUUUGACACGCCAAGCCCAAAAGCUUCACCAUCACUGAUGUAUGAAUCAAGUUACCAAGUCAAUUUAUUACCAGUUUUGAUGUAUUGUGGAAGCCUCACAUAGCAAUAGAAAUUUUGGACUCGGUUGUAGUUGUAAGUUGAGGACUACCUGUAAAAAACUAUAUGCCUUCUCACAUAGCCUGACAUUUUUAUUAUUGCUCAUUAAGCAUUUGUUUGUGACAGCUACAUUUUACUAUUUGGGAAGCAAAACAAUAGGGUUUUAAGUCAUAAACUACCAAGAGAUAGUAAACUGCAUGCAAGUGGAUUUUUAUUUUCAGAAAGGGUUCGUUUUUACGUACUACGUGUAGCUACUGGUAUGCAAGCAGCUAAUUGGUGAACCAUUGUGUGGGUUUCAAUUGCUGCAUCUUUAUAGUUACUGAAACUAGAGUUUGCUGAGCAUUCCCACUAGUGAAAUGGGAGAAUAAUAAACCUCCACAGUUCUACAUACACAUAUGUAUUUAAAAGCUGCAUGUUCUACAUUUUUAAAAAUUCAUGGAUUAAAAUCCCUACAAAAAUGUGGCCUAUUAAGAAGCCUUCUUUAUCCACUCCAAGAACCUCCCGUACAUUUUAACUUCCAAAUCUUUUUUUAAAAAGUGUAUUACACUUUCACCUCUAAUUUUUAAUGCAUGUUAUCUCAAGACCUUCAUUCAAUAAGUUAAAUAAGACUUCCAUUGUGUCUUAAAUUGCAUAUUUGUUGUUUAAAUAGGUUUUGUUGAUGAAGCCAUUAGGAUGAAAAGGUGAAAAAUUAAUUGCUGGUCUGAUUUUAUAUACCUACUACAGAAUUAGGAAUGGCUUAAUGUUUUUAACCAAUGCAAUUCUUACUUUUGUGGUUUUGCUGUACUAUUUAGAUUGCUACUAACUUCAAUUCUCUUACUGUUGUCAGGUUUCUUGUAUUCCUUUCAUUAGAGCCUGACUUCAUUUAGAUGGAUCAUUAAAGAAAUUAAUCAUUGGUGUCACACACAGUCUGACAUGCAGUCUCUAUUGACAAAUGUUUAUCUCUUGCAAUAAAAAAGCAACUUUUAUUAUCACAAUUAGAAUGUUUACAGAACCUAAAUGAGAACAAAUAACACUCUCAACUACUUUGUGAAAUGGAUACAGGAAAUAACUGUUCUCCUUUUUUAUAGUAUUAACCUUUCUCAGAUUACUUUCCUUGGCUUUACUGUAUUUUUCCACUUUCAUUGGAAAUUCAUUAUUGCUCCUUAUACAAACAUCCCUCAGACCUAUGCACACUUUGGGAAUGAAAUUUAGCCAACAUGAAAUUUCCUUGUGGAUCAGGCCAAAGACCUAUGUAGUGUAGCAUUUAGUUGUGUCAACCAGAUGCAAACUAGAAGUUUAAAGUGGGAUGUAAAGGUAAUAAUCCACUCAGCCAUGUACACUGUAAGAAUGAAUAUUAAGUCAUACUGCCAUUGAUUCUAGUAGUUAGAUGCAGCCAUCAAAAUAUCCACUUAGUAAACACUAAUAAUCAAAUUUUCCUUAAAUCUGUCUAAUUCCAUAGGUUCGUCCGCUAGAUGGCUAUUUAAAUUCAUGGCCAUCAUCAUACAGGAUGGCAGUGAAUUAAUAAAGUAUCUAUGUGUUUUACUGAGAAAAAAAUAUUGACCCCAUAUUUUUCCCAUAUUUUACUUUAAUAACCUCACAUUCUAAUACAAGAAAGGAGAAUAAGGGGUUUUUUUACAAUAAAAAGGUUUCUUUCCCUUCUUUUCUUCACUCCGAAUCAAGAAGUUCCAAAUAUUAAACCUUCCAAACUUUCCAAAUAACUAUGUUCUUUAGUAGUUAUUGCAAUCCCCUAAUUAUGUUUACUUCUAUUGCAGUAUAUUUUUCAAUUUUACAAUAGCCUUUGUGAAAUAAUUUCCCAUCUGAUUUUGUACCACAUAUUUAUAUAACUCCAUUAAUAUAUUGGCAGUUUGUGUUUAUUCCUUAUCUAAUAACUCCUUGCAUGAAAUUCAGUUUUUUUUACAGCUAUAACACACUGAGCUGUUACUUUCCUUGAGUUAUCCAGCAUGUUUCUAGGAUCCUUGGUUGGCUUCAGUUUCAAAUAUAUUUUAAGAUACACUUUUUAUUGUUGAUAUUAAUGCUUGUUGCAAUCAGUUCCUCAGUGCCUAUUAAAUUGUUUGCUUUGAAAGGUUA